Acytostelium subglobosum LB1 is the source of this 267-nucleotide messenger RNA. RefSeq lists its product as hypothetical. Lineage: Eukaryota; Evosea; Eumycetozoa; Acytosteliales; Acytosteliaceae. The transcript has a single exon. The annotation marks the transcript as partial. The record is from RefSeq and is a predicted model, not a curated record.
ACAAUAUCAAUCAUAAAGAUGGAGAAGAAGUUUUCAAAGAAGGAGGAGGACAGGUUUAUGAGACAGUUGAACAAGAUGCAGAUGGAGGAGGUUAUGAACACAACAUUCCAGAUCACCAACCAUUGCUUCGAGGCAUGCAUCAACAACUUCAGAAUUAGAAAGCUGGACAAUGAUGAGGAACUCUGCGUCUACAAGUGUAUCGAGAAGAACGAGCGUUUCGCCAUGGUCUUGACUGAGUGCUUUGCCAAGAUCUCCCAGCAGGAUCAA